AAUUUCACCAGAUAGAUCCACCAGUGUCAGUAGGUAUGCGGAUGACGAUGUGGCGAUUGUUAUUCCUGGUGGCGAGUGCCGCGAGUCUCCCGACGGAUUGGCCGCACAUGGCCGUCGACUACUUUCAGCACAAGCACGUCAAGUAUGUCGCACACUUGUCGUGCAAGGAUGCUGCUGAAAUCAAAAGCGUGUUGCGACUAUUGAUGAAUGAAGGCAUACGAGCAGCGGUGGGUUUGAUAGACCAAGGGCCCAUGAAUAUUAUGCCACUGUUGUAUCAAUACGAGGCGAGCGUCGGGGUACUCGUGGACGGAGAUUGCAUCAACACACGGGAUAUUUUGAACAAUGCUUCAGAGUCAAUGAUGUUCGACGACACACAUUUCUGGUUGGUUAUGAACGACAACUGCAGUAUGGGUUUCGUGGAGGACACCUUCCUGGAUCUGAAGCUUAGCGUAGACGCCGAUGUUGUAGUAGCUUCUUACUGCGGAGACAUCUAUCAGCUUACGGACGUGUUCAACUUCGGCCGCGUGCAGGGUAACGCGCUGGAGACGAGAGAACUUGGAGCUUGGACUUCGGAGAGAGGUUUGGAGAUUUUACUUCAAGGCUUCAAGUACUACAAUCGCUGGGAUUUUCAUAAUCUAACGCUGCGCGCCGUGUCGGUGAUACGCAACAGUUCGAAGGAGUUCCACGAGGGCAUGUUGUACGAGCCAGGGUUCACAGUGGGCGUGGCCGCCAUGACAAAGAUCUCCUCGCAGCUGCUCAAUCUGCUCAAAGAAAUGCACAAUUUUCGUUUCAACUAUACUAUUGUGGGGCGCUGGAUCGGCACGCCGGAGCGUAACUCCACUAAGGCUAUGUCGAACAUGCUAUUGUGGCGCGAUCAGGACAUCUCGUCGACGUGUACUCGGCUGUUCUCCAAUUGGCUGGACUGGAUGGACCCGUUUUUCCCUUCCGUCACUGAACUCGAGACCAAAUUCUACUACACGAUAUCAGAGAAAGGUAUCGGCGACUACGAGAACCAGUUCCUGACUCCAAUGUCUCCGGAGGUGUGGUGGUGCGCAGCGGCGACGGGAGUGGUGUGCGCGCUGGUCCUGGUUGCCGCGGCCGCCGUGGAGCGCCGCCCGGAGCCGGGCUCGUACGGCGUGUUCAGCGUGCUCGCGGCCGGGUUUCAGCAAGAUUACGAGGAUGGACAUCAGACGAAGAAAGAUAGUUCCAGUCGAAAGCUGGCCCUGCUCGUGGUCGGGCUCACAAGCAUGCUGAUGUACAACUACUACACCAGUAGCGUAGUGUUCUGGCUCCUGAACGCGGCUGCCCCCAGCCUGGACUCCCUGGACGGCCUCAUAAAGAGCGACUUUGAACUGGUCUUUGAGGACAUUGGAUACACACGGCAAUGGCUAGACAACCCCGGAUUCUUUUACUACAUGGGUUACAAGAAUGAGAAGGAAGAUGAAUUGCGCGCGAAGAAAGUGACAAACGCCAAGCGCACGCUGCCUCUCUUUGAAAGCAUUGAGGAUGGGAUAGAACUAAUGCGUACUGGAAAAUGUGCGUUUCACACGGAGCCGUAUACGGCGAGUCAAGUGAUCUCGCGAACAUUCGCGGACAAGGACCUGUGCUCGUUGGCUGGGCUGCAGAUCAUGCCGCCGUCGUACGUCUACGUCAUGGGGCAGAAAAAUAGCCCGUACAGGCAGUUUUUUGUGUGGAGUAUGAUGCGUCUGUUGGAGCGGGGACAUACGCGAGCAACCCGAGCCCGGGUGGGGGGGCAGAUUCCCCCUUGCUCGGGACUCACGCCGCGCGCUCUGUCGCUCGGGCAGGCUGCGCCGGCGUUCCUGCUGCUGGCCGAGUUCAUCUUGCUGUCUGCACUCAUACUGACCGGGGAGAUUUUGUGGCACCGAUAUACAUUUCCUAGGACUUGUAAGCAAGUUCUACCGCCGAAAAAGCAAGAAGAUCUCGUUCAGAUAAAAAAUACUUAUUGGAGAUCGCAAUAAACAAAUUUUAAAAAGUACUUUUAGUAAAUGAAUCAAGUUCUACAAUGUAAGCUUCUGAGAGCUUCUCUAUUGUUUUUAUGAUCCUACUAACUACAUAAUCAUUGUACCUACCAAACUAUUUAAUUAAGACCCGUCUAGAAACCUAUUUCACAUGCGUAGAAAUAUUGUCAUCAGGAUAUGUAAUAAUAGGGUGUAAAACAUCGUAUAGCGCGCUAUAAGCAAGGCGCGCCGGUAAUGGAUUUUCGUACAACACUCGCUACGCUCUAGCUGCCUUUUUUAUCACGCUUUGUAAUAAUGUAUUUUUAGGCACAUAUUUUGAAACGUAUUUUUUUUUGUAGAAAGUAGAAGAAAUAAAAUGUAAUAUUUUCAUGAAUGUAGUUUAAUUAACCCUUAUCUGACAAGGUAAUGGUCUGAACUUAGUGUUCAAACCUUCUAAGAUCAGUCUGAAAUGUAUGUACAUUUAAAAUAACUCAAUCGACGCCAUGCACAGGGAUCCAUUCACUCAACUUUAGGGGGAAGCCUGUUGUCUGCUCUUGGCAUAGCCAUAGACAAAGUAAAUUAAAGUGGUGCAAAAUAUUAAAGCCGCAGUUUUGAUAGCUAUAGUACCUAAGUAGAUGGCGUUGCACGGAGCUAUAUGCUCAGUGCCAGCUGUUAUAAAUGCGGCUUUAAUAUUUUGCACCAAGAAGCUUAUAUAUAGGCGGAGAUUAAGACGAAAGGGGACGACCGCACCAAAACCGCCUUUCCAUACAAACGUAGUCCCCAUUUUCCUCUUUGGUUAUUAACAUUUUUGAAAAUAUUUUAACACAAUCCUUUGUGUUUUUAGCUAUGCCCGA
This is a messenger RNA of Cydia pomonella (codling moth), 2812 nucleotides long. Its product is annotated as ionotropic receptor 75a-like. The record is from RefSeq and is a predicted model, not a curated record. The transcript has 16 exons. Bases 36 to 1979 code for a protein of 647 amino acids. Lineage: Eukaryota; Metazoa; Arthropoda; Insecta; Lepidoptera; Tortricidae.